Molecule: messenger RNA, 2184 nt
Organism: Nerophis lumbriciformis (worm pipefish)
Lineage: Eukaryota; Metazoa; Chordata; Actinopteri; Syngnathiformes; Syngnathidae
Source: RefSeq, a predicted model, not a curated record
AUGAGCGCAUGGAGGGAUGCUCUUCAAAAGUGUGUCUGCUUCCUUAACCCAAACCCGCCUGAUUUUACCGGUGCUUUGUUGAGUCUUCUGGAAGACUUAGAGCAAAUUCAAGACCAAUUGAACAGCAUUUGCAACAAGGUGGAGACUCAAGUAAAUCAGUUUAACUCGGAAGCAUCUCCAGACCUGAUGACUCGGCACCCCGAAACCGAUGGCGUACCGUUAGCCUCGAAGGUCCGGUCAGAAUGUGAAGAUGGAGAUGGUCAAGAACUGCUUUCAAGCAAUGAGCAAACAUUUGAGUCGGACAGUGUUACGUGUCGUGAUGAAGCAGAGGGUCAGGAGGUCAAAGGUAAUGAUGGCAACAACAUCUCAGACGGCGUCUCAGAGAAGAAAGAAUGGAUCAGGAUCGGACAACCAGACAUAGCAGGCGCAUGCUUCAUCAGAGCACCUUUGAGUUCCGCUGAAGCUGUGCGCUGCGAGGCGGCCGAUGCCAUGAGUUGCCUCAUGGUGACCGGCGCCGAGGAGCUGCUGAGCCGGGUGAUUCGGCUCCGAGCCGAAAGCCACGACGAUGACCUCCGCUUCCCUCUGACUUUAGCGUUGUCUUUCCGGGCGCGUUACCGUGGCAGCUACAGAACCAUAACUGUCAAGGUGGUGGAUGCCGAGGGGAGGGCCAGCUACCUUCUACCUGCUACGACGAAGGACACGUAUGGUGGGAAGAGGGGCUCCUUCGCAGAGGUUAAGGUAUACUCCCUUGGCUUGUUCGCGGUGGUUUCCUGUCUCAAACAGGAACAUUUCACAGUUCCUCGACGAGGCGUGUCAUAUAAAGUUCCCACGGACCCUCGUAUCUGCCUCAACUACCUCCCUGGAGCCUUUGCUGCUCCUGUAAUGGUGCAGUACACGAUCCAACCUCUCGACGCCGUUCUCCUGGCUUCCGUCAAGUCAAAAAGCGAGGCCUAUCGCCGCGUGGUGUCCACCAGCCCAAUACUCUACCUCACGCACCCGUCCUCGCAGACACUUCAAAGACCCUUGACCGUCACACUUCCCUGUCCGCCAAAUCCUGGCAAGCGGAAAGACACGAGGGGACAAGCGGAGGAAAAGCAGCGCUGCCUUCCUCAACUUGGCGCUGCUCCUUCAGCGUUGGAUUGGAUGCCGGUUCCCUGCACACAGUCUGCCAAGGAGAACCCUACGGAGCUUCUGAGUGUAGUGACCUCCAGGGACAGACAGUGGAGCUUUCUGGAAGACGUCCCGAUUCGGAAUCAUCAAAACGGCUUGGUGUCUUUUGAAAUUGCAGAGAGCUUUGACAGUUUCCUUGUGGUUCGGCUGUUGUCCCCGUUGCAAGCUUUCCAGCUCACCUCCCUGGCGGAGGACUUGGUGGAGACAGCCCGGCACCACCUGGUCACCGUGGUAAUUUGGCGGCUGCCGGACGAACCCCGCGCCAUCCUGGUGACCGCCCUGCCUAGCGGGGAGCUCAGCUGGGAACUUUCCCGACAGCGAGCAAAGGGCAACGGUGCGCCCCUGCAGACGUCUGCUGAGAUUUACAUGCAGGAGGGGGACCAGCUUCUCCUCCAUCUUUGUGGAAACAUCUCCUGCGCAGCAGGAACUCAGAAGAACCAUCGCAUCACUUUUCACAGUCAACGCAAGAAUGAGCUGCUUUUGCAUCUGACGGAAGUGGACCCCUUUGGUAACUACAGUUCCCCUCACUACAAGGGUGUCGUCGACUUCUAUAAGGUCAGCAGAGAUCAAGUGGAGUGGCAAGGGGACACGCCGGUCCGCGUGGAAGUAAAAAACCUAGGGAACCCCGUGUGCACGCUACCCUUGACUUUGCCAAAGCGAGUGAAACCAGCCGUGACACCGAAGACUAAGCUUUCUGAGCGGAUGGAGUCCACCUCAGAACCGCCGCUCGUCUGGCUAUCUGGCGAGCUUUCGGAAGACGAGUUGGCCCCCUUGGCGCUUUCGCUACAUCUUCGCCGCAGCGCCGCCCAACUGGUGAAACUGCGAGCUGGGGACAGUUUGCCGGACCGAGCUUUGGGCCUCUUGACCGUAUGGAAGAGGGAGCUGCCCGCCUCACAGAUGCAGCCCAAAAUUUCCCAGUUGGCGCGUUGCCUGGCCAGGAUCGGCCGGCCGGAUCUGGCCAGAGAGCUGCUGCUGCGCCAGGCCCGAGGAACGCGACCGUUGGACGUUGAAUGA